CGUGAGCAGUAGCUGGCGGUACACGCGCUAAUGGUCUAUCCGAAGUGCGCGUGCCAGUCGAAGUGAACUUCGACGUCGGUUUGUGAUGUCGGACUGGGAGGCUGAAUAUGACGAGGGCGGUGGUGCCAUCUCGAAGCCUUCGCUUGUCCAUAAAGCUCCGUACACGGGGUGGGAAGGUUCCUCACAUAGCAGGAAAGAAAAUGUGUCUUUUGAUUCAAAGAGUGCUAAAAUUGGGUCGAGAAGGUCCCCAAUGGCGGAAAUGGAGAGAGCGGGACGGGAGGUCAACCACGACCGAGAAACGCGUCGUGAGAAGUCAGCUUCAAGCCGAGCUCUCACUCUGAGCGUGGAAAACUCUCAAAUCGGGAGAAUAAUCGGUCGAGGUGGAGCGAAAAUCCGCGAGCUGCAGGAGUCCAGUGGAGCGAGAAUUAAGAUUAACCGUGGAGACUACAAGGGAGAGGUGCUCAUUUUCGGUAGCAGUGAUGCCCAACAGAAAGCCAACAAUCUGAUCCAGGAGCUUAUAGGAACAGGUGCUGCUAAUGAGCUCGGACUUCACUAUGGAAGUGAGACUUGCUGGUCAGCAUCUGCACUGCAGCCUUCAGCUGCUUCACCUUCUAUACCUAUAGAUUGGAAUGCCAUACGUGAGAACAAGGGGAAAUAUGAGACUUUGAAAUGGAAAGAUCUCCCACCACUGGAGAAGAAUUUCUACAUUGAGGCAGACUUUGUGGCCAAGCGCAGUGCAGAGGAGAUCAAAAACUGGAGAAAGGAGAACAAUAAUAUCUUUGUGGAUGAUCUGAAAGAAGAAGAUAGUGAGAGUGCAGUUUCAGGAAAAGAGUUUAGGAAACGAGCAAUCCCUAAUCCUGUGUACACUUUUGAGGAGGCUUUUGCCCAUUUUCCCGAAAUAAUGGAGAACAUCGUCAGAGUGGGAUUUCAAAAACCAACUCCAAUUCAGUCCCAGGCUUGGCCUAUAGUUCUAAGUGGCCUGGAUUUGAUUGGCAUUGCACAGACCGGCACCGGAAAAACUCUUGCCUAUCUUCUUCCUGGAUUCAUUCAUAUGGACCAGCAAUCUGUGCCCAGAGACAAGCGAGGUGGCCCUGGAAUGCUGGUUUUGACUCCCACUCGUGAAUUGGCACUUCAGAUAGAAGCAGAGUGCAACAAGUACAGCUAUAAAGGCUUUAAAAGCAUCUGUGUUUAUGGAGGAGGUGACCGACGAGCCCAAAUAAAGGUGGUGACCAGCGGAGUCGAUAUAGUGAUCGCAACACCAGGUCGACUGAAUGAUUUGCAAAUGAAUGAGCUAAUAAAUCUACGUUCCAUCACCUACUUGGUAUUGGAUGAGGCGGAUCGAAUGUUGGACAUGGGCUUUGAGCCUCAAAUCAUGAAAAUCAUCCUGGACAUUCGACCUGACAGACAAACACUUAUGACCAGUGCUACAUGGCCAACAGGCGUGAGGCGUUUGGCCAAGUCGUACCUGAAAAAUCCCAUGAUGGUAUAUGUGGGCACCCUAGACCUAUCAGCUGUAGGCACAGUGCAGCAGACCAUUUUGUUUGUACAAGAGGAAGAAAAGAAGGCAUAUGUAUUUGAUUUUAUCCACAACAUGGAGCCUGAAGAUAAAGUGUUAAUAUUUGUUGGAAAAAAGAUUGUUGCAGACGACCUGUCCAGUGAUCUAUGUCUGCAGGGGUUAGCAGUUCAAUCCCUGCACGGAGAUAGAGAGCAAUGUGACCGUGAAGAAGCCCUAAAGGAUUUUAAGGAUGGACGUGUGCGCAUUCUGGUGGCCACUGAUUUGGCAUCUCGGGGACUAGACGUUCAUAAUAUCUCGCAUGUCUUCAACUUUGACUUCCCCCGGAACAUAGAGGAGUAUGUGCACAGAGUUGGGCGAACUGGCCGUGCAGGACGAUCUGGGGUUUCUAUAACUCUGGUCACGAGAGGAGAUUGGAAGCUGGCAGGUGAACUUAUACACAUUUUGGAAAGAGCUGGGCAGGAGGUACCAGAGGAGCUGGUACUGAUGGCAGAACGCUAUGAAAAACAUCAGCAGGAGAAAGAGAUGUUUCCUGCUAAACCUAAAGGAGGACGGUCUCAAAGAGGAGCAAGGGAUGGGUUCAGAGGAGGCUCGAAUAGGCGCUUUUAAAAGGAAGAAGAGGCCUGUCAAGUUCAUCCGUCACAAGCCUGAAGAUCUUUUCUUUUUUUUUUUCAAGCCAGAUUUUUAUUUAGUUGAACAAUGUUUUCAGUUUGUUAUUGUUUAUUUGUGCAUCCACAAGAGGAAACUGGUAUAACAAUGUUUUCUAGUUUAAAUGCCUUUCAAAUAAACCUAAAGACCUUGA
Messenger RNA from Silurus meridionalis, 2315 nucleotides. It is a transcript of the gene ddx43, whose product is annotated as DEAD (Asp-Glu-Ala-Asp) box polypeptide 43. The record is from RefSeq and is a predicted model, not a curated record. Gene Ontology annotation, molecular function: RNA binding; ATP binding; RNA helicase activity. NCBI's taxonomy places the organism in Eukaryota, Metazoa, Chordata, Actinopteri, Siluriformes, Siluridae.